AUGAGAUUAUCUUGGGCACCUUUCGUUUAUCUUACAUUUGAGUCUAUCAUAAUCUACUUGACAUAUUAGUUAGAACCUUCACUCUUUGAUUAUUAAAACUUUAUUUCAAAUUUAUUCGCUUUAGUUGUAUGUAUCACAAACGUUGCUUUCUUUAUUGUCCACUGCAAAGAUCCUGGCUAUUUACCUAUCCCUGAAAUAUCAUACCAAAUUCAAGAUCAGAGCUCAAGAAAUGAAGACAAAAAUAAAUAGUAAUUCGAAUUCGUUUCAAAUAGAUAAAGUGGAAAGUUUAACAAAAAUAUUGAUUUGAAUGCAUAGCAGAAUGCUUAAAUAGAUUCAGAACCAACUAAAAAUAAAAACACAGAUCCUAAUACAAUAAGUGGAAACAGCUAAGAACAUGAGUAGUCUGAUUCAUAAAAAUAAUAGGACUAAGAAAAAAUUAAAACGCCUGAAAAAUCAAAAGAGGAAAUCGAAAUGCAAUGUGAGCCAAGCAUGUAAACAGAAAAUGAAAACAAUGAAAUUUAAAUAAAGUCUCUACCUCAAUCGAAAUAAAAUAGUGAUGAAAAAAAUCCUAAAAAAAAUGACAUAUUUUCUCCUUUGUCAGAUAAAUAACUUGAUGAUGAUGGAGAUGAAGUGGUAAAAAUAGAAACUGUUUAAGAAGAUGCAGCAAAAUCUAAGCAGGAAAUGUAUUCAUUCGAAAUAAGCAUACAGUAAAAGUAAUAAAUAAAAAAUGAAAUUACCACACAAGAAGGCAGCACUAAAUCUACAACAAAGACAAACGAACAUAUAACUACAAAUAAUUUUAAUAAUGUUUUGACACAAAACAAUGUUAUCAAUUCAAUAUUCACUAAUGAAAAUAUCUGUAAUAACAUUGUCACGAGCUUGAGUAACAAAACAUCAGAAAUUUAAUAAUGCAGCAAAUUAGAUGAUUCUAAAUUAAAUUAUUCUGUUAUUGAUUACCCUCAAACAGCAAUUGACUUUAAUGCCAAAAUUCUAAAUAACUAAGAUAUGAGAAGUUCAUAUAGCAACAAGCUCUAUAGCUUCAGUAAGAAAAACGAGGAACAAAGCAAUGUCUUUUCUUUAUUUUCUCCAAUAAAUGAUCAUACAAAAUUACAAGUCCGCUUAAAUGAUAACAUGAAUUCUUAUGUAAAUAAAGAAGCACCUUAAAUUCAUUAAAAUUUACAUGAAAUAAACAUAAUGAGUGAAAUCCAUGACCCAAAUGAAGCAUAAUUUGUAGAAAUUAGGCAUUGUUUAAGUUGCCAUAUUGAGCAAAAAAUCAGAUCUAAGCACUGUAAGUUCUGUAAUAGAUGUGUAGCAACCUAUGACCAUCACUGUCCAUGGAUUGGAAAUUGUGUAGGAGAGAAAAACAGAUGCAAUUUUUGGUGGUUUCUUAGUAUAUAAUUUACAGAGUUAGCAAUCGCAAUAACAUUUGUAAUUAAAUCUAUUGUGUCUAAUUCUGAAAUAAAUAUAGUAAUGUGGGCUAUUGAUAUAGUUCUCCUUGGUUUCUUUUUACUGAUGGUAGGAAGUCUACUUAUUUAUCAUACAUAUUUGGCAGUAGAAAAUUUGACAACAUGGGAAAAUGCAAGAUGGGAAAAGAUAUCUUAUUUAAAAGAAUGGCCUGAACAUUUUGGAAGUCCUUUUAACAAAGGAAUAUGGUAAAACAUAAAAUCGUAUUGCUAAUGCAUAAAACCUUCAAAAUAUUUUACUUCAUGGUAUAUUCCUAAAUUGAAAAGCUAGGCAAACGAGGAAUAAAAUAAAUAAAAAAAUAUUAUAAUAAAUUUAUAAAAUAAUUAAUUUGAAUAAGAACAAAACGCUUGA
Messenger RNA from Tetrahymena thermophila SB210, 1815 nucleotides. Its product is annotated as DHHC zinc finger protein. Gene Ontology annotation, molecular function: protein-cysteine S-palmitoyltransferase activity. The transcript is spliced from 10 exons. Gene Ontology annotation, biological process: peptidyl-L-cysteine S-palmitoylation; protein targeting to membrane. Gene Ontology annotation, cellular component: Golgi apparatus; endoplasmic reticulum. The record is from RefSeq and is a predicted model, not a curated record. Lineage: Eukaryota; Ciliophora; Oligohymenophorea; Hymenostomatida; Tetrahymenidae.